Pyrenophora tritici-repentis Pt-1C-BFP is the source of this 1602-nucleotide messenger RNA. Lineage: Eukaryota; Fungi; Ascomycota; Dothideomycetes; Pleosporales; Pleosporaceae. The record is from RefSeq and is a predicted model, not a curated record.
AUGGUCCGACCUCUGGCUGUCGUUUGGGAAACAUGGAACAUAUACACACCCGUCGAGCGCCGGAACAUCGCUAUAUACAUCGCCGGCAUCAUGAUGUACAAGUUUGGACUCGAAGCAUUCAACGGAUCCGUCAUCGCGCUCGCAACAAACCGAUACGAUGAGCUGGAGAAGGCUACACACGUCUCGAUUACAUUCCAGCGCGUCGGCGUGUUGACGGGAUUGAACCAGGCCUUCCAAUGCAUAGGAUCGAUCCUGAUUGCGCCUCUCAUCAAGAGGUAUCCGACAAAGAACGUUCUGGCUUGUGCGAUACUCAUAUUCGCUCUUAUGAGCAGUCUGUUGCUUAUUCUGGAUGCCGCAACUGGUGGCAGGUUUGCACCGCGCGGGUGGCCAAAGGAUGACUUUAGCUACUAUGGUAACUACAAUACAGACGCGAUGAUACCCAUCUAUUGUGUCUGCGGUGUAGUUUACGGCAUGGUCGAACUGAUUCGACGCGUCAUUCCACGAGAUCUAGUAAGCGGCAAUCUUCAAAAGCUUCGGCGAAUGGAUUCCCUCGUUCACAUCUUCUACGAAAUCAGUGGAACCGCAGGAGCUUUCUGCACAGCACUUGCGCUCAUCCCUCGAUUCGGCAACAACUUCAGCUUCAUCAUCACACCGAUAUUCUUCGCAGUUGCAUCGAUACUUUGGUAUUUUAUCCAGGAAGCUCGCAUACCGAAAGAGAGUAGCAUCCCAGAGCGCCAGCCGACGUACUUCAAAGCCGUCAUCAGCGGCUUCUAUCUCUUCUUCGAAUCGGUCGCAACCGGCGCCAAGAUUAUAUUCACCCACCGAAAGUUUAUCUGGCUGCUGCCCGGAUAUGCUUUCGCGCUCUACGCACACCGGUAUCUUGAAAACUCGAUUGCGCCCGCAGUGGCGCGCCGGUAUUUUGGAAACUCAGCCUGGUCGCAAAUCAUGGUAGGAGGAUCCAACUUUGGUGAACUCUUGGGGGCUCUGUUUGUCUUCAUCUUCACGAAUCUAGUACACACACCCAUGCCGUGGCUCCGAAUCGAUGCGCUUGCACUGCUUAUCGUGUGGUAUUUGCCAUAUUGGCACCCCCCUCGAAACGACGUCGCUCAAGCUUGGAUCGUAGGAGCAACGUUUCUCCCCAUCAGUUUUGGAUGGGCUGCUGGUGAUGUGUCGCUCGCUGCCUACAUCCAGGCAUCGCUCGCUCGCAUUGAAUCGAAAAUGCAAAACGUCUCCGCCCUGGGAGCUGUAAUGGCGUUUCUCUAUAGCACGUAUAUUGUUACCUACGCCAUCUCGUCUGUAUGCCUUGGCACGUACAUCGACCGCAUAUCCGACCGCCACGACGAGCAGAUACAUGUGGCUAUCCUGAAUGUGGCCGGUGUGCAGUUCACCAUCAUAGCAGUGUUGGUCAUGACGAGCACAUUUGUACCCAAGGGCGCAUUCUCGUUCAACCCGAAGAUGCUCAGCGAAGAGAAUCUGGAUGCUGACAUUGACGAUGACGAUGACGAUGACGAUCUGGAGGAUGAGGACUUGGAGUGGAUACCGGGAGUUCAGGUCAAAAGCAGAGAGAGCCAUGAAAGUCAUGAGAUGGUGAUCGAGUCAUGA